AAAUUUCAUUCACUAGCAUUGUUUAAAAAAGGAUCAACCAAAUCGAAUUGAAAAACUCUAAUCUGGAGCGGUCUAAAUUUUAAGUUUUUUUUUUUUAAAUGGCUCACAACCGCAACUUAGACCCCAUAGACAAAUUGGGGACCACGAAUCUGCCGCAACUGAAGUCCAGCAUUAUUCCUUACCGAGCCAAGCCAAAGUUGAUCCGUAGCCAUUCCCCCAAGUUGGAGAACGACAAGCGCAAUGGUCUGGACCUGCAGCUGCCCGAGGAAGCAGAGCCAAUUAAAGCAAAACGAGUGCGAUGGGCUCCAAUGUACGGUGAUAGAAACGAGAUUAAGUCCUCCACUUACAUAAGUCCACUGAGCUCCAAACAGAUCCGAUUUGCUGAGGAGACGCCAGAUGAGGUGAGACUGGCGAACGAAAUCCGAUUGGCGGUGCAUCGCGGAGGGGGUUCCAUCGAUCCCGAGAAGAACUACGAGCUGAGGGCUCGUCUGUCACCCCUGCAGUUGCCCUAUAGUCGAGUGCAGCGGAUCCUGAGGGAGUGCGAGUUGAACGAGAGGAAUCAGAGCUCCUACAGCCUCCCCAUGGACUAUGGUCGUCAGCUGGUAGCCAUGGUCUGCAAGGUCAGAACGGAAAACCUCAUAGACCUGAAGCUCCGCCUGGCCUCCUUACUGCGACAUAGCAAAGCACGCUUCUUCAAUCGACACCUGUUCAACGAAACUGGUCUGAUUGAAGCCACUUUGCCAAGCAAAACUUCCCUAAACUUCGAGGACUUCAAUCAAACAUUGCGAACGGACGCUUUGUGGUGCAAGGCCACCGAUAGCUCCAUUACCGAUCUCUCUAAGGGCGCCGUUUUGUUCAAGUGUCGACCACAAGACCUGCGGGAGGUUACUGACAAACUGCGGCAGUGCGGCUACAAGAUUACCCACACGGAAGUGGGCCACUGUCCAAACAAGUCGCUGGUGGAUUUAACGGAGCGACAAAUGGCCCGGUAUCAGGAGUUCUGUAAACUUCUUCAGGAGGACGAAGAUGUCGUCAAGAUCUAUGACAAUGUUCGAGUCCAGUAGUUUGGUGACAAUUUUAUGGUAAUCCAAAUCACUUAAAGUGAAAGCGAAAUCGUUAGAGUUGAUAAUUAAAGUACCUGAUCCAGCGAA
This is a messenger RNA of Drosophila biarmipes, 1151 nucleotides long. RefSeq names its product probable transcriptional regulatory protein BF2589. The coding region runs from base 99 to 1064 and encodes 321 amino acids. The record is from RefSeq and is a predicted model, not a curated record. Gene Ontology annotation, cellular component: mitochondrion. Lineage: Eukaryota; Metazoa; Arthropoda; Insecta; Diptera; Drosophilidae. The transcript has a single exon.